AUGUCACUACGACGCACGGCGCGCUCCUGCGUCUCGGCGGACGUGUCCUCAUUCUUCCGUCAGUCUGGAUCAGCGCAUGCGUCCCACUUCUUGCCUGACCCAAAGCCGGUCGAAGGGCGACGCCUUGAGGUUAAACCGAGGAGGUGCGGGAGGCGGGCCCGCGCCGGCGCAGUAUUCUUGGAGAAGCCGGGGUUCUUGGCGGCCGAAACAGGUACCAUGGCGGAGGGGCAGGUGAUCGGCGAAGUGCCUUCCGCCUCUGACAGUAAAUCAGAUAAAACCUCCAAGGUCGCCGCAGAGUCCCUAGACUCCGGGGACUACGACAGCAAUUGCUUGUUCUGUCGGAUUGCGAGGCAACAGGAGACCAGCACCGAACUCCUGCCCUGUGAGAAUGAAGACCUUGUUUGCUUCAAAGAUAUAAAACCAGCAGCACCUCAUCAUUAUCUUGUAGUGCCAAAGAAGCAUAUUAGAAAUUGCAAUGAUCUAAAGAGAGAACAAAUAGAAUUGGUGGAAAACAUGGUAACUGUUGGAAAGACCAUUCUUAAAAAUAACAAUUUCACUGACUUUUCAAAUAUGAGGAUGGGUUUCCAUGUGCCACCAUUCUGUUCCAUUUCCCACUUGCACCUUCAUGUUCUGGCACCAGUCAGUCAGUUUGGCUUCUUAUCCAAGUUGGUUUAUAGAAUAAAUUCCUAUUGGUUUAUCACAACUGAUUAUUUGAUUGAAAAACUAAGAAUAUGAAAAUACCAACAAUGGAAGACUUUCCUAAUCUUGGCUCAGUAUGAACUAAUAUUUUGAUUUCUAAUUGCAAUUUUAAGGUUUGUUGGGUUUUACCAGAGGCUGUUGCUGAGUAGCCUUAAAAUCUUUUCUGAGCGUCUGUUUUCUAAGGUCUAUGAUAUAAUUAUGUGAAUACUUUUGUCACUGACUUUUUCUGUUGUAAUGGUUGUCUAAGGAUUUUGUGCAUCAAAUACUAUAGAUAAAAUUCCUUUAAAAUCAAAUUAUUAAUCAAGGGCUCUGUAUUUUUUAAAAAGCUCAAGUAAUUUCAUUUCUCAGUAGUCUUAAUAGUGAUUUAUUUAUGAAGAUUAAACUGAUAUAGAAAGUAAUUUAUUGAAACGUUUAUUAGUAUGAGGGAGAAAAAGAAAUUAGCUAUUUCUUAAUCAUUCUGCAUAAAUUUUCAAAAUAAAGAAUACCAUACUACACAGUAAUCUCUGCUUGAGGAGGAAACACUUAUGUAUGUGUUACUUUUUACUCAAAUUUUAAAUAAUAUGUUCCAAGACCCUCACUGGGUACCUGAAACCCAAGGUAGAACCAAACCAUAUAUAUUAUUAUUAUUUUCCUAUACAUACAUAUCUGUGAUAAAAUGUAAAUUAUUAAGCAAAUUAAGAGUUAACAUAACUAAUAAUAAAAUAGAAUAAUUGUAACAAUAUGUUUUAAUAUAAUCACAGAAUCACUAUUGUCCUUGGGGCCAUUAUUAAGUAAAAUAAAGAUUACUUGAAUACUGUGAAACUAGGAGAGUCUGAUAACUGAGAUUGUUAUUAAGUGACUAACAGUGACUAAUCAUCCAUGCAUUGUGUACUGCAUGGAUGAUUUGCAUCCCAGGUUGGAUGGAGCAGGACAGUAUGAGAUUUUAUUAUCAUGCUACUCAAAAUGGCUGACAAUUUAAAAUGUAUGAGGUAUGUAUUUCUGGAAUUUUUAUUUAAAAAUUUCAGACUACUGUUGACAGUGGGUGACUGAAACUGUGGAAAGUAAAAACCUCAGAUGGCGGGGAGCUAAUAUAAUGUGAUUUCUAACAGGGAUUUACAAUAAUAAGCAAUUUGUUAUAUAACAAUCCACUAUAGUAGAAUACCUAUAAGAACAUAAAAGAGGAAGAAGCAUAAAAUAUUGUAUUAAAACUGGCAGAAACUGUUGCUUUUUAUGUCAUGCUUUUUGUACCAAAGGAGAAUUAGAAUAAAAAGUGGUUAAACCUACUUGUAUUAUAAAAAGGACCUGAUUUGAAAAUAGAAAGAGAAAGGCUUAUAUGAGAAAUUUUAUUUGAAUAAUGAUGUUAAUAUUAUUGUAUAUCAUUUCACAAAGCAUGUUUCCUUAGGAAUGGUCUUUGGUGCUAAUCUAUGGUCACAUUAGUGAAUGUGAAUGAAAAAAUGAAAUAGGCACUGAAAGAUAAUCCCUAGUGACUAUUGAUACCAUGUACAUGAAAAGAAAUGAAUAUAAACAUUAAUGUAUUGCUGGAUUACUAGUUUUCACUCCUUGUUUUGGCAUAUUAAUCAUAGUUUUAAGUAAUAAAAUACCUAUUACAAUGCUUAGUUAUAACAUCUGGAGUCAAUUUUGUUAAGUUUGUUCAUUAAUUUAUUUAGCAAACAUUUAUUGGGCAUUUUCCAUGUAUCAGACACUGCCAGGAUCAGGGAAUAAAGAAACGAGAAAGGACAGUCUGCCUUUAAUUGCUUAUAUAGGAGCCUGACAAAAAUCAGUAGAAUUUGGUGUGUUGGAUGUCAUGAGGUUUCGAGAAGAGGCUGUGGAGGGGCAACCACUUCUGAGAACAGGUAGUAGUAAAAAUGAGUAUUCAAGACUCAUUCUUUGGAAGGUAGACAGUGGAUUUUAGACUGAGAAAACCACAUAUUGUUUUUCAUGACGUUUACAUUCACUAUUAAUUUACAAUUGGCAUGAAUGUUCUAAUUUCAGCUUAUUUGCUGAAGGUGGAAAGUGGGAUUUGCAGGGAUUAUGGGUUCCCAAAAUUGUAUGUUUGUCAGUAUUGUUUUGUGAAAUAGCUGAGCAUUUAUAAUAAUAGUUACAAGCUUCUAUAAAUCAGUUAUAAAAUAUGAUUAGCUUCAGGGAAGAAAUUUUAACAUGUGCAGGCUUUGAAUGUUUUAUUAUGUGAACUGGCAAUGAUAUACAUGAGAUUAUUAUGACAAUGACAUGACAGAUAUUUAAGGAAUUCUAAAAUGCUUUAUGGAUCUCCAAAAAUAUGAAUAGCCAAGUGACUCCAUUUAUAUAGCUUUACAACCUUGCGUAAAUUUUCUUUGUUGGAAAACCUUUGGCAAUACAUUUUUAAUAGAGGUUCUCUUUACUUGGUAAAAUUAAUAAUCAAAUGACUACAAAUAAAAUUAACUUAGCCUUUUUUGGGGAGAGAGGGUAGUCUGAGCAUUUAACUCCUUACCUGUCUAUAAACAUUAAUUCAAAGCAACGUUAUAAUAAAAUUAUUAUAAUGAACUACUUCAAACUGUGCUUACUUACAAGAAAAUGAAAUAAAAAAUAGAAAAAUACUGUGUCAA
Molecule: messenger RNA, 3260 nt
Organism: Marmota monax (woodchuck)
Lineage: Eukaryota; Metazoa; Chordata; Mammalia; Rodentia; Sciuridae
Gene: Hint3
Product: histidine triad nucleotide binding protein 3
Exons: 6
Coding region: 1-735 (244 amino acids)
Molecular function (GO): catalytic activity
Source: RefSeq, a predicted model, not a curated record